UGCCCCAUCGUUGGUGUCAGUGGGAGGAAUAGUGCCCCAUCAUUGGUGUCAGUGGGAGGAAUAGUGCCCCAUCAUUGGUGUCAGUGGGAAGAAUCGUGCCCCAUCAUUAAUGUCAGUGGGAGGAAUAGUGCCCCAUCUUUGGUGUCAGUGGGAAGAAACGUGCCCCAUCAUUGGUGUCAGUGGGAAGAAACGUGCCCCAUCAUUGGUGUCAGUGGGAAGAAACAUACCCCAUCAUUGGUGUCAGUGGGAAGAAUCAUGCCCCACCAUUGGUGUCAGUGGGAGGAAUAGUGUCCCAUCAUUGGUGUCAGUGGGAGGAAUAGUGUCCCCACAUUGGUGUCAGUGGGAGGAAUAGUGUCCCAUCAUUGGUGUCAGUGGGAAGGAUAUUGCCCCAUCUUUGGUGUCAGUGGGAGGAAUAG
This is a messenger RNA of Staurois parvus, 416 nucleotides long. Lineage: Eukaryota; Metazoa; Chordata; Amphibia; Anura; Ranidae. The record is from the annotation of a GenBank genome assembly.